GGGAGGACGAGAGACGGGCAAGAGUGGGAGCUCAAUAGAGUUAGAGAAGUGAAAAUUGCAAAGCGUCGGUCAGUAUAAAAGCGAUUAGACCAGCUUCGUUUGCUAACUGGCAGCUGUGGAAGUGAGGAGUCUAUCCUCCCACAGAGACUGGGAGACAGAGGCCCUACCCUUCCUGAAGACUGCCUCUGCAGGGAAUGGCUCUCGGGUCUUUGAGAGAGAUGCUUCUGAGUCUUAAGAAACAUAUUCACAAUUUCAAGCCCUUUGGGAGGUCGGGGGCCUGCCAUCAGCUGUUGGCUAGAACUUUCUCAGCUAGGCAUUUUAAUGGUUGUGUGUCCUAGGGAUCCGCCUAAUAGAAACCGUGAUAGAGUUGGUCACGUCUCUUAGCGCAGGGGUUUGCACGAGUUGUCACGUGCUGACAGUUGCACAGUUCUCAACAGCUGUCAGAAUCACAGUUUCUGAGCAACAUUAAAUACAGAGGAUGGGAACCACGAUGGUGGAGUCUAAAAAUCAUGUCCUAUAAGAACCUCGAAAGAACAAGAGUUUAGCCUGGAAAAGGUAAAGCCUAGGGAGUCUAAGUCUAGAGAUCUGGUUUGCACAGUCUUGGAAAAGGCUGCGUGGCCACAGAAUGAACUCUUAAAGUUGGGAGUGUUGGAGCGAGCGGAGCUGCAAGUAAGCAGCUUAAAGUUCCUGACAACGAAAACAUUCUGUGAUUGUUGCAACCAAGUGAAGACUUUAACGAAGGCGUGCUCCUUAAGUACACAAGCUGCAAGCGAGAGAUCAAAAAGAAUGAGGACCGAGAAAACGGGCUCUGGAUAACUUGGGACGUUUGCUUGGCUCUGAUGCCAAGCCGACGAAGGGUGACGGGGAAAUUAACGCUUGGUUUGGAGCAAAUAGCGGCCUCCGUGCCAAAGUUCAGUGACGAGCGCUCGGCAGAAACACCAGCGAUGGCUUCAGGUACGAGCUAGCCUAGAAGAGAGUGCGGCGCGGGAAGAAGGCAGCGGCCGGGUGAGCGGGUAGUACGGCGCCCUCACCUGCGUGGACACGGGGCUCAGGCGGGGCAAGCUGCUUGCACGCGCCUCCGGCUCCCGGAAGGAGGCGGGGCCGCCUCAAGCGCCGUUCACUUAAAUCUGCGAGCGGGGAUCACGCGUCGCCGAGGUUUCUCAGCCGAGCGCCGAGCGGUCGAUCGCCCUCGCUCCCGCUCCAGCAGUCUGCGCUCCGCUCGCUGGUGGCUCCACCCGCCAUUAUAGACCAGUAAUCCGUUAUGGAGCAUGCUAUUACCCCGUUGGAACCCCUGCUUCCCACUGGGAAUUUGAAAUACUGCCUUGUGAUUCUGAAUCAGCCUUUGGACAAAUGUUUUCGUCAUCUUUGGUGCAAAGCUCUUUUAAGAGCCUGUGCUGAUGGAGGUGCCAACCGCUUAUAUGACGUCACGGAAGGAGAGAGGGAAAGCUUUCUGCCUGAAUUCAUCAGUGGAGACUUUGAUUCUAUUAGGCCUGAAGUUAGAGACUACUACGCUAUUAAGGGAUGUGAAAUUAUUUCAACUCCUGAUCAGUACCAUACUGACUUUACCAAGUGCCUUGAAGUGCUCCAAAAUAAGAUAGAAGAAAAAGGCCUACAGGUAGAUAUGAUUGUGACCCUGGGAGGACUUGCUGGACGUUUUGACCAGAUUAUGGCGUCAGUGAGCACUUUGUUCCAAGCAACUCGAAUCACUCCUUUGCCAAUUAUAAUAAUCCAAGAGGAAUCUCUCAUCUACCUGCUCCAACCGGGAAAGCACAAAUUGCAUGUCGAUACCGGAAUGGAAGGUGAUUGGUGUGGCCUCAUUCCUGUUGGACAGCCAUGCAAUCAGGUUACGACAACAGGCCUAAAGUGGAACGUCACAAAUCAUAGGAUUAGUUUCGGAACACUGGUCAGCACUUCCAAUACCUACGAUGGAUCUGGUGUUGUGACUGUGGAAACAGACCAGCCCCUUCUCUGGACCAUGGCCGUCAAAAACACCCAUGACUGACCUCCGCAGCUGUGCCUCUGACCUCAUUUGCCAACAACUUCAUGCUCCACAAGAACAGUUCACCUUGGUUGGCAGGAAUCUAAACCUGUCCCUGAGAAGCCUGCUAGUUUUAAAUAUGUUAAUGUUUAGAUCAUCCAGGUAACAUUAUGAAUGACAGAUCUCAAUUGUACAAUGACGGGGGGAAAUCAUUAUUUCUUAAGAAAGUAAAUUACACUCAGUUGGAAAACUAAUGUGGAUUAUUCCACUCUAAAAUUCAGGACUGAUCAUUCUUAUGUUAUUAAUCAUUCCAUGUAUCCUAGAAAACUGUUGGUUUUUAUUUUUGCGGUACGCGGGCCUCUCACUGUUGUGGCCUCUCCCGUUGCGGAGCACAGGCUCCGGACGCGCAGGCUCAGCGGCCAUGGCUCACGGGCCCAGCCGCUCUGCGGCACGUGGGAUCCUCCCGGACCAGGGCACGAACGCGCAUCCCCCGCAUCGGCAGGUGGACUCUCAACCACUGCGCCACCAGGGAAGCCCUAGAAAACUGCUUUUAGGUUUGAAUCUGAGAAGGCUCUGUUGAGGCGCCGUGCUGUCCAGCACAUAACCCUCCCCCUGUUCAUCCUUAAUUGCUUAACACCAAAGGCUACUUCUGUCUAAUAAUAUUAGCUCUUUCUGUAUUAUAUGUAUUCCCUUUCACUGAAAAAAGAAUUCCUUCUAGCUUGGGAUGCUAGAACUGCACCAUUUUAUUCUUGCCUUAAUGGUUUUUGGUAUUAUCUUUUCAUAAUAAAUUUAAAAAUGAUUGGCCUGAUUAUUAAAAUUUAAAACAGGUAGAACCUGCCCAGCAGCUUUACAUAGCGCAAAGCCGGUGUUGCCCUAAGGAAAGGGACCAGCAGCUCUCUUCUUUCUGGUGCUACAACAGAGUGACGGUUGCGUUGUAAGUGGAGAGUGAAAGUGGGAUCAGGUGAACUAGCAUGCAGUUGUGCAUAGUCAAUCAUUAGAGAUAAUUAUUCAUAAUUUAUGCAAAUAUAUGUGAAAUUGAAUCCAGAUGUCAAAUAAAAAUAUUUAGU
Delphinapterus leucas (beluga whale) is the source of this 3045-nucleotide messenger RNA. It is a transcript of the gene TPK1, whose product is annotated as thiamin pyrophosphokinase 1. Gene Ontology annotation, molecular function: thiamine binding; thiamine diphosphokinase activity; ATP binding. Gene Ontology annotation, biological process: thiamine diphosphate biosynthetic process; thiamine metabolic process. NCBI's taxonomy places the organism in Eukaryota, Metazoa, Chordata, Mammalia, Artiodactyla, Monodontidae. The record is from RefSeq and is a predicted model, not a curated record.